UGGAGGGGCCCGGACUGGAGACCUUCCAAGAGCCAACUCCAACAUGGCUGCUGAUGGCUUAGACGUGAUGGAGAAAUGCGAAGUUCCAGUUUGACCUAAAACGAAUCUUAACCCCAAAUUAAAAAAAUGACAAGCAACAACAGCAACAGGGUGAGGAGGAAGGAAAAGAACAACAGGAUGUUUCCCCAGACAUGUUGAUCAAACACCCUUUACAGAACACUUGGACUCUCUGGUUUUUUAAGAUUGAGAACAACCGAACUUGGGAGGACUGCCAGAUGGAAAUUGCAAGCUUCAACACAGUAGAGGAUUUCUGGGCAUUGUAUAAUCACAUAGAACCUGCAUCACGGUUGAAAGUUGGGUGUGACUACUCCAUGUUCAAGCAGGGCGUCAAACCCAUGUGGGAGGAUGAACAUAACUGUCGAGGGGGUCGCUGGCUCAUCAAUCUCAACAAGCAACAACGUGCCUCAGAACUAGAUAACUUCUGGUUAGAAGUGUUACUGUUAAUGAUAGGUGAAGCAUUUGAGGACCACAGUGAUGAAGUUUGUGGUGCAGUUGUAAAUGUACGUAGUAAGGGAGACAAGAUAGGUGUGUGGACUGCAGAUGCCAAGAAGAAUGAUAGCAUUCUUAAGAUUGGACAUGUACUGAAGGAGCGUUUAAACAUACCCCGGCAUGUGAACAUUGGUUUUCAAGCUCAUACAGACACUAUGGUUAAGUCUGGAUCUACAGCCAAGAACAGGUUUACUGUCUGACACUCACAAUGUUACAUAGCCUCCAGUCAUAUAUGUGUUUUACAGGCAUAAAAACCAGAUUCUUCUGUGCUGGGUAACCACACAUGUUUGUGUUGGAGAGGUGAGAUUUUAUUUUACCAAUGAAAUCUAUGAAGAGGUGGCAUUUCCAGAUGUAUGGAGCAUUUUUUCCUGUUGGAGAAUGUGACAAAACUAAAUGGCUACCUUGAUAUAUUUAGUGUGUAAGAGUUUACAGAAUAUUUGGCACAGAAUGGUUAUGAAAGUGUACCAGUAUGAACAUACAAAGCAUUAAUUGCUUUACUGUUUAUGAUGCUUGAUUGCCACAUAUUUAAAAUGAGAAAUUUGCUACUCCACUAUAAGAAUGGAAUGUCAGUCCUGCAUUGUUGAGGUUCUGGAAAAAUAUAGAAUGUACACUGAGGAAUCAGAAGAGAAGGUUAGUACUGCAGUAAAAUGUUGUGCUUUUAACAUUACAGUAAUUUCAUUAUUGUGUAUCAUAACCAUUUACAGAUGAUGAUAAUCAUAAAUCUUCAUAACACAAUUUCUUGUUACAUGAUAAUGUGAUGGGUGGUUCUUGUUACCAUUUGUGUGCAUAAUUAUGAAAAGGUUAAGUGGAAAUAAUAAUAUUUUUUUUUACAUCCAAAAUUCUUAAAUAACCCACAAGCAUACAUGUAUUAUUUCCAACUCUUCUGAAGGUGAAGUGUAUAAGAAAUGUACCUGUGUUGUACUGUGCACUCUUGUAGUGGCCAGAGAUAUCAAUUUGUUGUGGAACUGAAAAGGUGGUAAGUGUGUUUCAGUGCAGUGCGCAAGCUUUGCUGUAUGUUAGUUGAGCCCUGCAAAGAGUCAGUAGCAUCCUUUAGAAACUUUUUACCCGUGGUCAAAAGAAUAUUGAUGGUAAAUCACUUGUGGAUGGAACAUACAAAAUGUUUUAUCAUAGAAAUGGUGGCUAUGGUGAAACAAGAUGCACUGGAAGUUGUUACACAUAGAUAUUUUAUGUUAUAUAUUGUUCCAUUUCCAGUGAUUUACAUGUAAUGUGAUUAUUGCUCCUUGGUUGGCUUCUGUUAACUUUGCUACCUUAUUAUAUGUAACUUGGUAUAGAAAUGUCGGUUGACAUAAGUAUUUCUCAGCCGUGAUUAUUACCCCCGUAUCCAUCAUGUGUUAAAAAUUCUCUUGCAACUAAUUACCUCGGGUAUUACUUUUGAAGGGCUUAUGGUAUUUUAUAGGAGUCUGAAAUGUUUGAAAAAUAUUUAUGUAAAUGUAUAUAAAGCUCUAGGAUAUUUAAAGAGCCUUUAGAUGUAUCUCUUGUGGUACUGCAUUGUCACUGAAAAUAUGAUGAAAAUUUGUCAACUUUGGUAGUAAACCAGCGUUAUGAUAAGACUUUCAGUGGAGCCAAACUUGGGGUAAGUCACUGUGAAUGGUACAGUGUGUAGAAUGCAGCACCUAUUAUUAGGAAAGGAAUUAAAUCUAUGUGGAGGUUCAGCAGUGGGACAUGUAUUCAGUUCCCAAAUAUCCUCCCAUUUAAUGGUUUUAUAUCUUUCAGUUAAAGGUGUCUCGUUAUAUCGACUGUUAAAUUCUGUGAUAAACCUUAAUUUUAUUACAUGUACAUAUGAAAGUUGUCAAGUUUGCUCUUUGAAGUCAAUUUUGAGGCAGAAUGCUUUAGUUCCCUAUAUUUAUUUUUUGCUUGCAUGCAAGCAUUUGAGUUGCAAUUAUAUUUGACUAAUUUUCAUAUUAAUGCAGCUGCAAACAGUCAUUGAGCUUGAGGAAAUUCCAAUAAAUUGAUGAAAUUGCAUACCAGUUUAAUUACUUGAAAAAUGGAAAAGCUUAUAUAGCUGAAGUUUUAGCAUUUGUAAGACAUAUCAGUGUGCUGAUGGAAGGGGUACAAUAUUGUACGUUUUUUGUACAUAGUACUCAGAUAUGCAGGUAUGUUGAAUAUGUAAAACUACACUUUGCUGUUUUCUAUUGGUGUAUCUGUAAGAUUGUCUUCUGGAAAGAAGAAUGAAGCAAGUUCCAAAGUAUAACCUGAUGUAGUUUAUUACUUGGUUGUAAUUUUUAGUUCUGGAAGAAAACUGGAGUUGCUCAUCUAUAUUUGAAAUGGGUUACUGGUUCUUCAAAGAUAAUUUGAUAAUUACUAUGUUAUGGGCUCCGAGUUCUCCAACUAUACAAUAAAGUAAUUCCUUUUAUACUUUUGUGAUCUGACUAAUUAGUUACUCAGUCAUGUAGAAAUUUUUAUACUGUACUGCUGACUGUGGAGCUUCUAGUGAGAAUCUAAUCAGAAUAUAUUGAUAGGUUUUUCAGGGACCCAUAACUAGGACUUUCAACUUUUCCUAGGCCUUAUAAACUGCAACUUGGAAAGAGCAUUUGAUAUUACUUGUCGAUUUAUUAUGAAUUUCUGAAGGUACUGCUAUUUCUUACAAAACUGUAAAAAAAAAAAUAAUAAUAAUAAUAGGACUAGAUAUCCUUUUAUAAUAAAUUUAGGUGUUAUGAAC
Homarus americanus (American lobster) is the source of this 3229-nucleotide messenger RNA. It is a transcript of the gene eIF4E1, whose product is annotated as eukaryotic translation initiation factor 4E-1A-like. Bases 192 to 749 code for a protein of 185 amino acids. Gene Ontology annotation, molecular function: RNA 7-methylguanosine cap binding; translation initiation factor activity. Gene Ontology annotation, biological process: translational initiation. Gene Ontology annotation, cellular component: cytoplasm; eukaryotic translation initiation factor 4F complex. The record is from RefSeq and is a predicted model, not a curated record. Lineage: Eukaryota; Metazoa; Arthropoda; Malacostraca; Decapoda; Nephropidae. The transcript has 6 exons.